CAUUUGAGAUGGAUUUAUGUGGUGCAAAACUUCUUAGAAAUUUUCAGGCCUUUAUUACUGGCAUCACAAGACGCAAAGAUAUAAAUGAAAAAGAAUUGGGAACAACUCAACUUUUGAGAUGCCUUACUGCGCUUGAUCUUGCAGCAUUGGGAAUUGGCUCAACUCUUGGUGCUGGAGUUUAUGUCGUUGCAGGAGAAGUUUCAAAGGAAGUAGCUGGACCAGGCGUUGUGAUAUCUUUCUUAAUAGCAGCAAUUGCUUCCGUUUUUGCUGGAUUUUGCUAUGCAGAAUUUGGGGCUAGAGUUCCUAAAACUGGUUCCGCAUACGUAUAUAGCUAUGUUGCUGUUGGCGAAUUAAUGGCAUUUAUCAUUGGAUGGAAUCUCAUACUAGAGUAUGUACAGCUAGUGUUGCGCGGGCUUGGAGUUCAUAUUUUGAUGGCAUUAUCAACGGAAAAAUUUCGUCUUUUUUCAAGGAAUAUCUUCCACUACAUCUCACCGGCCUUUCUGAAUACCCCGACUUUUUUGCGCUUGGAAUCACUUUUCUUAUAA
Messenger RNA from Protopolystoma xenopodis, 545 nucleotides. Lineage: Eukaryota; Metazoa; Platyhelminthes; Monogenea; Polystomatidea; Polystomatidae. The record is from the annotation of a GenBank genome assembly.